AUGUCUGCUCAAGUUUCCCCACUCGCUUUCAUCAUCCCCCGUCCACAUAUCCCUUCCUCUAUCCCUCGUCUAUCAACAAGUUCUUUCAUUUCUUCUGCUCCACGGACCCCUUCUCGUAGUCCAGUCGCGUCUCAUAUAUUCAUUUCCCCCCCAGCCCCCAAUAGGAACAGUACUGACUCAUGGAAUAGUUCAAACUAUGACUUUGAUGACCCCAACGUGGAGUGGAAGGAGGAUGAGGUCAGGUUACUUGGCAGGACCUUGGAUGCCCUCCCGGCUCAUCUUAUCACGCCUUUCAAUGGCUCAAUUCCACCUCCCAAUCUUCUUGACAAGAUUGCACGUGGUGUCACAGCUGCAAAAGGCCCUAAUGAUUGGCCUCACUCCGUCACCGCAACGCGUACUAAAUUGCUUGACCUCGCCCGUGCAAGAGCAAUGGAGGAGCGGAAAAGGUCCAUCAUUAAUGAGGAUGUUAUAUUUCUGAGCGGCAAUGCACAUUGUCCGAGCGUGCAUGGUGAACGGAGUAAAUGUGCUGAGCGCAACGAUACUCCCGUGGACGUCCUUCAGUCUACCACAAACACCCCUAGGCGCCAUCCGCUAUACAGGAAGUCCAGUAUGGAUUUCAUGACCGACGCAAAGACUGACCAUACGGAGAGCAUAGCUCGUCUUUCGCACCGUCUACAACGACACGAGCACACUUUCCACCACCCAUACCUCCGUCCUGCUCACUUGCGUCGUCCUACUGAACAUUCACUUGCUCCCUCUACGCCUAGUUCCUCAACCCUCAACGCCUCCAACAGUCAUAUUCGAAAGUCCACUGCGUCCUCAAAUUCUAACUCCACCUUCGGCACUCCCGUUUCUGCCUCUGUGCCUCUGCGUCCAUCCUCUCUGCGCAGGUCUUCUACUUUGACCCUCGCAAGCUCCUGCGACAUGCGCGUGGAUGCAGAAGGUGAUUCCGAGAACGUAUUCAAGACUUCCGAGUUCCGCCGUAGCGGAGGUGAUCCUCUGGGCACUACUGUUGGGGUAAAGGUCAAGAAAGCCCCUGUACAUGAUCUCAAGAUUGCUUCUCCAAGGACACCGUCAGCAAAGAAAGUGAAAACGCCUCUUCCUACCACAAAUACAAAUACUAAAACUAAACUUCCUGCUCUCUCUGUGAGCUCCCCGCCAAGGACACCUCCAUCCAAGCCCCGAGUGCUACCCCCCACAACAAUCAAAGCAGCCACGCCCAUCAAGCAACCCAAAUUUCGCAAGGGUCACAUACCAUCCCUCAGCAUCUCCACCGAUGAAGAGGAGAACGCACGCUCAAAACGUGCGAAGAAGCCCCGUAUUCGGGAACCAUCCUGGUCGCAUAUCGCGCCCCCAGAUGCUCGGCAGCCCCUUUUGGCAUCAUCGCAAAUUACAACUUCCGCACCCAAGGCUAACAAACGCGAGGCGAGCGACUCAGGGCGCAGCGCUGCCUCUGGGCCCAAGACCUCUUCCUGCUCGUCGGAUAAUGAUAAUGAAUUCUCCACUGCGAGCGUAGAGACCGCAGCGACAAGCGUCUCUCUCUCCAUCCCUGCUGCACCCAAGCCCAAGGUUAAACCUAAGGCUAAACCGAGCUUGCAGCAGAAGGAAGAACCAAAGCCCAUCCGCCGCAACCUCUUGCGCAACCCCUCCAUGUUUGGCCCCGAACUUCCAUGCCCACAGGCGACGCCAUCGCCUCCCUCACGCAUCCCGCUGUCAUCCCCAAUAUACGCUGCUUCUCCCGUACCCGUAGAUUCGUCCCCGAGUACGCCUUCUACGCCUGCGCUCACUAUUCAGACGCGUCCACGCACGCUGCGCCGUGCCGCGCGGAGGAUCUCAUUUGGGAGUCUUGCUAAUGCCCGUGCGGUGAGUCCUGUGGAGGGGGAGAGUGGGGCGGGUGUGCUUGGGCUUGGGAGUGCGUUCCAGCUUGCUUGA
Messenger RNA from Suillus paluster, 1932 nucleotides. RefSeq lists its product as uncharacterized. Lineage: Eukaryota; Fungi; Basidiomycota; Agaricomycetes; Boletales; Suillaceae. Bases 1 to 1932 code for a protein of 643 amino acids. The record is from RefSeq and is a predicted model, not a curated record. The transcript is spliced from 3 exons.